This is a messenger RNA of Histoplasma capsulatum G186AR, 1444 nucleotides long. RefSeq names its product pantoate-beta-alanine ligase. Gene Ontology annotation, molecular function: pantoate-beta-alanine ligase activity. The transcript is spliced from 2 exons. Lineage: Eukaryota; Fungi; Ascomycota; Eurotiomycetes; Onygenales; Ajellomycetaceae. The record is from RefSeq and is a predicted model, not a curated record. The coding region runs from base 210 to 1301 and encodes 363 amino acids. Gene Ontology annotation, biological process: pantothenate biosynthetic process.
AAAACUAUUUGCGAACAGUGUUACAGAGGACAACAAUGCUGUUUGCAAUUGUUCAUUUUAUAUGAGCAAUGGGGUUUUCCAUUGCCCCAUAAUGUAAAGCUGUAUAUAUCUUACUGUCCCUCCUUUCUCUUCAUGUUAAUUGUCCAAUUUUAUUCCAUGGCUUCCAUUCCUUGACUUUAAACAUCCAUAAGGUUUAUCAAAUUCCUACCAUGGUUUCACGCUGGCUGAGGAGAUUCUCCUCAACGCCGUCAUGGCGCUCUAACACCCCCAACGGGGCAUCCAACACCCGCGAGGCGCCCUUUUCUGUGUUUCGCGAUGUGCCCGCGCUGCGGCAAUAUCGAAAGCAGUUACUUCUGUCCAAGAGAACCGUUGGUUUAGUCCCGACUAUGGGUGCCUUACAUGAUGGCCAUCUGUCUCUAAUCCGCCAAGCAGCUAUCGAAAACACAGAUGUGUUUGUUAGUAUCUUCGUUAAUCCAACCCAAUUCGGAGUUAAUGAGGAUCUGGACAAAUAUCCAAGGACGUGGGAGGCAGACAUCCAAAAAUUAAAGGAAUUAGAUGAAGAGCUGGCACUCGCAAGGACUGGUUCGGCGCGAGGACGCAUCUCUGCAAUUUUUGCCCCAACGAACAAGGCCAUGUAUCCGACACUGCCGCCAACAUCUGAACUGGAUGGAUACGGUUCAUUCGUUACCAUCACGCCUCUAGCGACACUGCUGGAAGGAGCUUCGCGGCCUGUAUUUUUUCGUGGAGUGGCCACCGUCUGCAUGAAAUUAUUCAACAUUGUAACGCCCGAUCGAGUCUAUUUUGGCCAAAAGGAUGUGCAACAGACUGUCGUAAUCAAGCGGAUGGUGACGGACUUACAUGUCGGGACUGAUGUGAAAUUGGGACCUACAAUACGAGAAGAAGAUGGUUUGGCAAUGAGCUCGCGGAAUGUGAUGCUUGGUGCAAGACGACGCAAGGUUGGACUUGUACUGUACCAAGCGCUCAAGGAAGCGGAAAGGGCAUACUUGUCGGGCAAGCGCGACCGAGAGGAUAUCCUGCGACCCGCAAAUCGACUUGUGGAGUCCAUUGCACGUGAACAGGAAGCCCUGCCACCUUCAGAGCGGGCAACAUUCGAGCUCGACUACAUUUCGCUCGCAGAUGUUGACUCGCUCGAGGAGUUGCAAGUAGUGGAUGUCUCAAGAGGUGCCGUCUUAAGUGGUGCUGUGAAAAUGCUGCCUAUAGAAAGCCCGCAGCCUGGCGAAGAUUGUGGGAAUAAUGGAGGUGAUACCCCCGUGAGAUUGAUUGACAAUAUUAUCAUUUGAUGCCAGCCUUAAAUGAUAUGGAUGGAAUGGAUGAUUUCGGGUGGCAGUUUAUUUUGAAAUAGACUAGCUAUGUUAUCUAUCGACUGAUGAAUUUCGGGUAGCCAUCUAAUGAGAUUCUUGAAUAAUACCAUUUCCUUCAAAUC